GGAGUGUGAGGUGUUUGGGCAGAAGUGGAUGUGUUGGGACAGGUGGAUGGCCCUGGUUCCCUUGGGCAGGUGGCCUGCUGCUUGUUUUAGUCCUGGGAGCUGAACCGUUUUUCUGGUUACAGAGCCUCCGUUCACAAGGUGAAGUUCAAGAUGCCAAGUGGCUUCCAAAGAGAAAAGGUGGAGCUUUUGUGUAUGUGUGUGGAUGUGUGGUAUUGCCAUCAGAGAGUCGGCAAAGGUGGUCGACCAAGCCCAAAGGAGGGUGCUGAGGGGAGUUGACGACCUGGACUUUUUCAUUGGGGAUGAAGCCAUAGAUAAACCCACGUAUGCCACAAAGUGGCCGAUAAGACAUGGAAUAAUUGAAGACUGGGAUCUAAUGGAGAGGUUCAUGGAACAAGUGAUUUUUAAGUAUCUCCGAGCUGAACCUGAGGACCAUCACUUUUUGAUGACAGAACCUCCCCUGAAUACACCAGAAAAUAGAGAAUAUCUUGCAGAAAUUAUGUUUGAAUCAUUUAAUGUACCGGGACUCUACAUUGCAGUUCAGGCAGUGCUGGCCUUAGCUGCGUCCUGGACAUCGCGACAAGUUGGCGAACGCACGUUAACAGGAAUCGUCAUUGACAGCGGCGAUGGGGUCACCCACGCUAUCCCGGUGGCGGAAGGUUAUGUAAUUGGAAGCUGCAUCAAACACAUCCCGAUUGCAGGUAGAGAUAUUACGUAUUUCAUUCAACAGCUGCUAAGGGAGAGGGAGGUGGGAAUCCCUCCUGAGCAAUCACUGGAGACCGCAAAGGCCAUUAAGGAGAAGUACUGUUACAUUUGCCCUGAUAUAGUCAAGGAGUUUGCCAAGUAUGACAUAGAUCCGCGGAAGUGGAUCAAACAGUACACAGGGAUCAAUGCCAUCAACCAGAAGAAGUUCGUUAUAGAUGUUGGCUACGAAAGGUUCCUGGGCCCUGAAAUUUUCUUUCACCCAGAGUUUGCCAACCCGGAUUUUAUGGAGUCCAUCUCAGAUGUUGUUGACGAAGUAAUACAGAACUGUCCCAUCGAUGUCCGUCGUCCGCUGUAUAAGAACGUCGUUCUUUCUGGAGGCUCGACAAUGUUCAGGGAUUUUGGACGCCGACUGCAGAGAGAUCUAAAGAGGGUGGUGGACGCCAGACUGAAACUCAGCGAGGAGCUCAGUGGCGGCAGAAUAAAGCCGAAGCCCGUGGAGGUCCAGGUGGUAACGCACCACAUGCAGCGCUACGCUGUGUGGUUCGGGGGCUCCAUGCUCGCUUCGACCGUGAGUGCUUGUCCCGGCUGCCCUGUUGUCAUGUGUGUGCCACCUGCACGCAGGUUAGGCUGUGUGUGUGCCGACUGGUGUGGCUCUAAACAGCCGCACACUUAAUUCUGCCAGAUAGGAAAGAUAUUUCAGUUAUCCUUUACAUCGCACCCCCUGCCAGUUAGGGGUUACAGGUAAUACGGAUGAGGGAACCGGAAAUAACCCAAACAUCUUGCAUUAGUCGUUAAUUCUAGUGCUUUUUCCAAGUAAUUAGAAAUUUUUCUCCUCCAAUUUGUGACUAGCUAACGAACCACUAAUUUUGGGCAAGCACAAGGAGAGACUGUAUAAAUUUUUAAAAAAUGAAGUCAACUCCUGUUAAGUAGUUGAGGUCCUUGGAGAGGUCAGAGUUUGUGGCAGGCCGGGUGGAGAAGGGGUUUGGGUCAGGAGAGCCAUUUGCUCACUCGGGGUUUAGUCCCGUCCGCUCCCGGCGCGGUCACUCUCCCUCUGGUUGUCGCCUCCGCAGCCCGAGUUCUUCCAGGUGUGCCACACCAAGAAGGACUACGAGGAGCACGGCCCCAGCGUCUGCCGCCACAGCCCCGUCUUCGGGGUCAUGUCCUAGCGUCGGCGUGGACACCACCGUCUGGGAGUGUCGCAUCGGCGCCAAGUGUCCUUCCUGACCGGAGACGCCGCGGUCCUGUACAUAGUGCGUGUGGUGUUGGUGUCAGAGCGUGCUCGUGUCGCCGCCCAGUGCAUGAGGCGCCUGGAGUCCGUUCAGUAAAAGCCAUCUCCGUGCCCUGUUCCAUGCCCGCCCGCCCGCCCCCCGCGGCCGCCUCCCCCGGAGCUUCUAGUUCACAAGUACAAUUCAGAAAGAAUUCAACCCCGACUCUCAAAAUUGUUAGGAAAAAACCUAGAAUGUGGCGCAAAAUAGUACCGUCCCCCUCCCCCAGGGCAGAGUAUGGGGCUGCGAACCCUUUUCCUCCCAGACUAUUUUUGUAAAUAAAAUGUUACAAACUUGAAAUACAAAUUGAUGUUUAUAUUUCCAGUCAUUUUGUAUUUAUGGUAUUUGGUACAACUGGCCGGUCUGAGCACGAGUAGAUCUCGGUGUCCUGGAAGUUGUAACAAAACAUUACUAAUUGUGAGGCAUGUCCUGAUGCUUGUAGGCAGACAAAACAGAGCAAAUGUCUUUGCCACAUGUUUGCUAGGAAGUGAUCACACUUACCAGCGUGAUCCGAAGUUUAAACACUAAGCAGCAUUGUAUGAGAAUUAUUACAGACAAUGUGUCUUUUCCUUUUCUUGUUCGAACUUUCUGGAACUGUUUUAUAGAAGAUGCCAGUUUGCCGGUUUGCCGUUGGUGAGUUGGAUGAACUACUACAUUGUAAUAAAAGCAGUUAGACUCUUUAUGAAGA
This is a messenger RNA of Camelus dromedarius (Arabian camel), 2655 nucleotides long. RefSeq names its product actin related protein 3B (gene ACTR3B). The coding region runs from base 203 to 1375 and encodes 390 amino acids. The transcript has 10 exons. Gene Ontology annotation, molecular function: actin filament binding. The record is from RefSeq and is a predicted model, not a curated record. Gene Ontology annotation, cellular component: actin cortical patch. Lineage: Eukaryota; Metazoa; Chordata; Mammalia; Artiodactyla; Camelidae.